Messenger RNA from Ochlerotatus camptorhynchus, 3779 nucleotides. RefSeq lists its product as uncharacterized. Bases 302 to 2890 code for a protein of 862 amino acids. NCBI's taxonomy places the organism in Eukaryota, Metazoa, Arthropoda, Insecta, Diptera, Culicidae. The transcript is spliced from 3 exons. The record is from RefSeq and is a predicted model, not a curated record.
GGUGCGCUCUACACGUGAACCUGUUAAUGUGGUGCAGCACAUAUGUCUACUUCGGUUCGUCGCGUCUAAUGACAAACCGUCAAGCUGUGUUCUAAAUGUAUAAUUGAAAAAAAAUGAUAAAUUAUUAAUUAUUUGUGCAUUGUGAUGAGAAAUGGUUGAAAUAAAAAAACUAAAACGUGCUAAAAGUUGCAGAGUCCAAGAAAACAGUACAAUGAACAACAUAACGUUUAGCAGCAACUGAAACGAACAAACAUCUUUAUACACACGUCGAGUUACCAAUUAAUCGUGCACAUAGGAAAAGAUGCGGAUGCUUUCGACAUUAUUUGUACUACAUUUAGCAGCAUGUUUAGGUAAAACAACAAUUCAACAUGUAGUUGAAAAUAGUUCAAGUACACCUGCCAAACAUCCGUACAGAAGAAACCACGGAAGAACUAUACAACAAUUGAUUGGUGGUCAUGUACUUUUUACCCGCGAAACAUUACGGAAUUUGAGGAACAUUAACUUUACGCCAAGUAAUAACAGUGUUGCUGCCUUUAGCUAUAAAAAAAAAUUAAAUUUAACAGAAAACAAUCACCUCGAUGACGGAUUACUCUUGAUCACGGCAAGUGCUGGAAACGGAAAAAACGAAAAAGAAACAAUCAAUGCUAAAAAGGAAGAAAGCAAAAAAUCAUUAUCUGAUCAAGUAGCGGAGGGAAAAUAUGGACUUAUACACAAAGAGCUGUUUCAAACUACACCUGAACGACCAGGUGUAUUGAGUUAUAAGUCGAAUUCGGAUGUUCCAAAAGAUAAUGCCAGGAAUUAUGGAGGACUAAAAGAUGAAGAAAUCUGGCUUGCAGAAGAUUACUUGUUAGUUUUAAAAGGAGGAUUUGUCAAUAAAAACAGCAAUAAACCAAAAUGGAAGCCAAUUGAUGACUAUAACGCUCCCACAAGGCAGGUUAAGUUACCUUUGAAUCCCAAGGUGCCACCUCCCUUUCCUGUCCAGCUCACCGAUAAUGGGCCGAUUCAGUUUAUCGGAAAUAAUAAAAUCCCGUCAUACAAUCCGUUUACAAAUCAGUCAGUUUUUCUCUUCUCUAAUGAGAGAAUCCCGCACAUUAAAGCCGACGAUCUUAAUAAAAAAGGUCCCCCUCCCUGGAAUGGAAAGGACAGCACUUCUUCGCAGUUUAAUGGAUACCAAUAUCCACCACCUGCUCCACUCCCGCUCGACAAACUGAACCAUACUUUCUCAAAUCCGUUUUUGAAUUUACCACCAUUACCAAUCUCUGGAUCGAUCGAUGAGCAGAAUAACACAUACAUUGACGAAGAUGAUCCAUCGCUGUACUACCCGCCGCCAUACAGUUUUGAAUACAAAAGUAAUUAUAACAAUCCGGUGUCACCAGGCCCUCUAGUACCUGGUAUUAUAUUACCUCCACCUCCUAAUUUCUUUGCUUCGCUUGAUAAAGAAAAGAUGCCUGUAUUGGAUGUAUUGAAUAAAAUAAAUGACAUUCAGCAAAAAGAACUGAAUGCUACUCUCUCAGCAGCUGUUAAGGCUCAAUUAAACUCGACUGCAGUAAAAUCUGUUAAUUGUAAGCCAAUUACGAUAGAAACUCCAAGCUAUAAUAUAGAAAUCGAAAAAGUUAAUGUUAAAAAGUUCCCUGAGAAUAACGAUAAAAUACUUCCUCUUACAACUACAACGAGGAAAAGUAGCAAGACCAAACCACCUUCACGAACAAGAACUCAGCUUCACAAAGUAAAUACUCAAAUUUCUCAUCCACUUAUCUCUCUAAGUCCCGACAAUUUUAAAGGCAAUCCAAUAUAUUUCGAGUAUUUCGACGCACGGACAGCUAUGCUGCAACCGUUUCAUGAUUAUUCCAUAACAACUCCAAUACCUUAUUUAACUACAUUGACAAACGAAGGAUAUAAAGUCAGUUAUAAAACAACGACCGAAAAUCCAUUCAGUCAAUCUCUUUUGAAUCAAAAACGGCAUCCUUCUAAAACCUUUUUGCCAGUUGUAGAUAAAGGUUUGUAUGUGGCACCUGAUUUAGGAAACUAUCGAUAUAAAACUAUGCAAGAAUUUAACAGAGAAAUUGAAACGAUAAAACAAACCCUGAGGCUAUAUGAAAAUUCACUUCCAAUAAUCAGCAAUUUGAGGACUCCAAAGGCUCAAAGGCCUAUCUACAAUUUUUCAUUUGACUACAGGAAAUCAAUAUCUCCUCCAACUCAAACAUACCCCAGCUUGUUAGAAGAAGAUCCAUUCAGUCAUCAACGCGUUCCAAAUCAACAAAUUAAUGAACAGUUCUACAACCAACAUUCUUUGAAUAGUCAACCAAUCCAACCGAGACCAAUGCAGCAUUACGACAAACCAGACCAGCACAAUAAUUACAGUUAUAGGGAUCAUUCAGCAAACGUAGAAAUAACUAGCGCUAAUCCUUCGGGUUACCAUUCUUUCACAACUGCAAGGCCGUUCUAUUUUGCCCAACCCAACUGGUACAGUAUUGAUAAAGUUAGGGUUCAUGAGAUACCAAAACCUUUCAUAUACAACAAUGGAGCGAGUGGCUACAAUACUAAAUUAUACCUUCCUAGUAAAUCAUCUUAUCAAACAAAUGUUUCUAGUAAAACCGCUCUAAAUCAAUCAAGUCAAUACAAAUACAAAGACAAUUUUGCUAAUCAAUCAUCUAGUGUUCGACACAAGAACAAGUACUCCUCACGAAACCAGCAGCAACAUCAUGAAGGAUAUUUAGACAAAGAUACAUUGAUUAAUUAUAAACAUCCGUUACCCGCUAUCAACCCAGAUAGCGAAUUAUUGCCAUAUAACGGUAGAAAAACAAAGCCAAUCAUUCAGUACCAAUUGCCCGGCGAUAAGGCCCAAGUUUAUUUUAUAACACCACAAGAGCUAAUUCAUAACGUGCCUUAAAUUAAAAUUAAAGCAACACUAAAUACGGCUUUAUAAAAUAUACUAUUAUUCUUAUUUUAUAUUAAUAUUAUAUAUAUUUUCUCAUUUACAUUGCGGUUACAGAACAACAACAAAGAAUAGUGAAAAUGAAUCCGAUAUGGCAAAAAGAAAUCCAUCGUAACACACAUGCUGAUUUCAAAAUUUCACGAAUGCAUAUUACGGGAAAAUUUUAAAUGCUUUCAAAUAGAAUUCUAUUAGAAAUCUGAUUGUUGCUUAGUAUUAAAAUGUACAUAUAUAAAGCCGAUAUGGGCAAUCCAACAGUAAAAAUAAUAAUAUGUACAUAAUACUAUUGCUUAUAGACCUAUAAUGCAUCUAAAAACAUUUGAAAAUAUAAAAUAGUUUGUGAUUUUUUACGCAAAAUUUUGGAAUCUUAUGAAACAGCGUGCAAUUUGUGCGGACCUUCUUUGGCUGUGAACCAUUUGCCGAGUUAAAUUUAACUCGUGGUUAAAAGUGACAUUUCGAAAGUUAUUUCUUAUGUUCGAAAAUCCCCGUGCUGUCGAUCGAUCGGUUUUCGAGCCACGGUCGUCAAAAUUUUACUUCUUGUCUGUCAGAAGUAACCACGCUCGGAUAACAGGGUUAAUCGAUAACUUUUCAUCUGUCAAAUUUUAACCAAAAGUUAAAAUAAUCCACCAAAUGGUUCAGAGCCUUUGUAUGUUUUGUGCUAGAUUUUGCUACACAAUUAGGUUUUGCACCGUCGGGGUUAACCUCAAUCUGAUGACAGUUCAGUGGUACUGUUUACGUGGACUUGGUCGUUUUUUUCUUGGGUAGAUUUUCUCGAUAAUUUUUCAGACUGCAGUGAGAUGUAAACCACACUUCUGCAAUGUCCACGAGCAACAUCCUUUCAACGCGC